AUGGACACAAUAGUUCAGCCUCAAUUCAUAAUCGCUUGGCCUGUUAUUCAAGACCUCGUCGGUGUCUUUUCACGCGGCCGUCCACACGACCUGGUCCCGCGCACCUUGUUCACGGAGUCCAUUCCUCCAAUUCUCUAUCCGCCCUGCAUCUUUGUGGGAUUGCUCCUGGGUCUAUGGACAUGGAAAUGUUUCUGGAUCGUGAUCAUGCAGAACAAAUUGCUGUAUCUCUCGUGGCUACCCCCAUUCUCGAGGUCCGACACAGUCGCCGAAUAUGAGGCUCAAUGCAAGCCCGUUCGCUGGGAAGAAAAGCAAAUCCGCAGUCUAGACGGCACCAAGCUAGCCAUCUGCGAAGGGCACAUUCCAUGUGACAAGCACGAGAGCUCUGCACAGGCCAGGCAACCCUUGAACAAGGUCGUGGUUUGCUACUUCCAGGGAAACGGUGGCUCGACUCCUCUUCGCCUGCCACUUCUCUCGCAGGUGCUCAAAGGUCUUUCGGCUGAAGCACCUGCGGAAACCGAGUUCAAGGUCGUCGCACUCUCAUAUCGCGGAUACUGGAAAUCUUCUGGGCGCGCAACCCAGUCCGGGAUCCAGCGAGACGCACAAGCAUUCUUGAACUGGGCGUCCGACACGUACUCUUCAGAAGAAGAAUCGACUCACCUCCAGUUGAUUCUAUGGGGUCAUAGCCUGGGCUCAGCUGUCGCAACUUUCGCAAUCCCUGCGUAUCUCUCCAGUAGAGAGAAUGCGCAAUCAAGCGGGUCGAGAGUACCCGCGCAAAUCUCAGGCGUGGUCAUGGAAGCCCCCACCUCCAGCAUCAAAGAUAUGCUCAUUAGUCUUUAUCCCCAGCGAUGGCUGCCAUACCGGUACCUGUGGCCCUUUUCGUGGAACACAUGGUGCAAUGCGUCCAACUUGAUUCAAAUUGUCGACUGGCGAGAGGAGCAUCCGCUUGCGAUGAGCAGAAUCCCGCCCAUAUUGAUUUUGUCCGCUGAGAACGACGAAGUCAUCCCGCCCUAUGUGGCAGGUCAAUUGGAGCAAAAGGGUCUCGAUUUGGGGCUUGAUGUAUUCAGGAAGGAAGUGCGAGGAGCCAUGCAUACAGAAGCGCCGAUGAAGGAAGAUGGUCGGAAGGCCUUGAUUCAGUUCAUAUGUGAUAGAACAUCCACUACAGGAUAG
This is a messenger RNA of Penicillium diatomitis, 1167 nucleotides long. RefSeq names its product alpha/beta hydrolase. The record is from RefSeq and is a predicted model, not a curated record. Gene Ontology annotation, cellular component: membrane. Bases 1 to 1167 code for a protein of 388 amino acids. Gene Ontology annotation, molecular function: palmitoyl-(protein) hydrolase activity. The transcript has 2 exons. NCBI's taxonomy places the organism in Eukaryota, Fungi, Ascomycota, Eurotiomycetes, Eurotiales, Aspergillaceae.